Molecule: messenger RNA, 718 nt
Organism: Tupaia belangeri chinensis (Chinese tree shrew)
Lineage: Eukaryota; Metazoa; Chordata; Mammalia; Scandentia; Tupaiidae
Product: putative ATP-dependent RNA helicase DDX53
Exons: 1
Coding region: 22-696 (224 amino acids)
Source: RefSeq, a predicted model, not a curated record
CGCCCAGAUCGGCAGACUGUGAUGACAAGUGCAACUUGGCCAGAUACUGUUCGUCACCUUGCACACUCUUAUUUGAAAGAUCCUAUGAUUGUAUAUGUUGGUACUCUGGAUCUAGUUGCUGUAAAUACAGUGAAGCAAGAUAUAAUUGUUACCACAGAAAGAGAAAAAAGAGCUCUUUUCCAGAAAUUCCUGGAGAACAUGUCACCCAAAGACAAAGUCAUUGUGUUUGUUAGCCGAAAACUUGUUGCUGAUGACUUAUCAAGUGAUUUAGGCAUUCAAGGCAUACCUGUGCAAUCACUACAUGGCAGCAGAGAACAAUAUGAUCGAGAACAAGCAUUAGAGGAUUUUAAAAGUGGAAGGGUGAAAAUAUUGAUUGCAACUGAUUUAGCAUCCCGAGGUCUUGAUGUUGCUGAUAUUACUCACGUAUAUAAUUAUGAUUUCCCACAGAAUAUUGAAGAAUAUGUACACAGAAUAGGGCGUACUGGAAGAGCAGGGAAGAUGGGCAUCUCAAUUACCCUUAUCACUCAAGAUGAUUCAAAGAUUGCCAAUGAGUUGAUUAAAAUUCUGAAAAGAGCAAAUCAGAGUGUCCCAGAAGAUCUUAUAUUUAUGGCAGAGCGUUACAACUUCCAUAAACAAAUGAAGGACACAGGAAAAAAGCCAAGUAAAUUUCAAGGAAGACCCAGAGAGUCUUAUUAGUUUAUGUUGAAAAGUUGCAGCA